GUUGGGGCGUGGCCUGGAAGCGACAGGGCGUGGCUGUCUGACCGGGGCGGGGCGCCGGCAGCGGGCGCGAUGGCGGCUGACGGGGACUGGCAGGAUUUCUAUGAGUUCCAGGAGCCGGCCGGGAGUGUCCAGGAACAGGAGAACUGUAACGCGAGCCCGGAGGCUGGCGCGGGGGCACACGCGGGCGGCGACAGCUUCCCGGCGCUGGCUUCCAGCCUGGAGGAGAAGCUGAGCCUGUGCUUCCGCCCCACGUCGGAGGCCGAGCCCCCACGGGCGGCCGUGCGGCCCAUCACGGAGUGCAGCCUCCUGCAAGGGGACGAGAUUUGGAAUGCCCUGACAGAUAACUAUGGGAAUGUCAUGCCUGUAGACUGGAAGUCGUCCCAUACAAGGACCUUGCAUUUGCUUACUCUGAACCUCUCGGAGAAAGGGAUGAACGACGGCUUGCUCUUUGACGCCUCGGAUGAGGAGGAGCUGAGGGAGCAGUUGGACAUGCAUUCGAUCAUUGUCUCCUGUGUCAACGAAGAGCCUCUCUUCACUGCAGACCAGGUGAUUGAAGAAAUUGAAGAAAUGAUGCAGGAGUCACCAGACCCAGAAGACGACGAGACCCCCACACAGUCAGACCGGCUCUCUAUGCUCUCCCAGGAGAUUCAGACUCUCAAGAGGUCUAGCAUGAGCAGCUAUGAAGAGCGAGUGAAAAGGCUGUCGGUGUCUGAGCUAAACGAACUGCUGGAAGAGAUCGAGGCAGCCAUUAAGCAGUACUCUGAGGAGCUGGUGCAGCAGCUGGCCCUGCGAGAUGAACUCGAGUUCGAGAAGGAAGUGGAAAACAGCUUCAUUUCCGCUCUGAUUGAGGUGCAGAACAAGCAGAAAGAACACAAAGAGACAGCCAAGAAGAAGAAGAAGCUCAAAAGUGGCAGCUCUCAGAACGGGAGGAGUGAGAGAAGUCACAUGCCGGGCACAUAUCUGACGACAGUCAUCCCUUACGAGAAGAAGAGUGGCCCGCCGUCCGUGGAAGAUCUUCAGAUACUAACCAAAAUCCUGCAUGCCAUGAAGGAGGACAGUGAGAAAGUUCCAAGCUUGUUAACCGACUAUAUACUGAAAGGCUGGUGAGAUGGCUCAGCUGGUGGAGUGUGGACAAGCCUGAUGACCUAAGCUGGGUCCCCAGAAUCCACAUAAAUGUGGCAGGAGAAAACCGAGUCUCAAAGUUCUCCUUUGACCUCUGCAUGCACACACCAUACCACAAACCCAAAAUAGUAAUGUUACAAAAAUACUCUAAAGAUGAACUUGCAAAGCUGGAGGCGUAACAACUCAGCACUAGUGAUUGCCUGCUGCGCCCAAAGACCUCGGUUUGACCUCUGGUACUGCAAAAACCAAAGCACAAGUGAUACCGAAAAGAGAUAUGGGAAAGGUACUACUCUCUGUCGCUUUAAUGUUAUUUUCUUUCAAAUCAACCAUUCCAGGCAGGUAUCGGGGCCAGCGAGUGAACGACAGAGGCCAUACUGAUUGUCCUGGAAACUCAGCUUACAAAUCACAGCUCUGUGGUGUUAGGGCCGUGGAUCCUAAGCUGUGUGAACACAGAGAGGAGGGAAAGGCUGGGAAGGAACACCUCUCAAGUCAGCCGGUCCAGUCGGUAACAUUCAAUAGAAAGAGAAAAAUGAAGGAAAACACCUACAACAAAAAUACUUCAUCGAUGGAUUAGGUUUUAAAUACAAAACAACUAAAAGAAAUACUGUUUUCCCAUACUCCAAGUGAUACCAGGACUGGGUCUCUGUGGCAUCUUUGAAGGUUGGGCAGUCAAUUAAGGAAAAUCCUAGUGAGGAACUGACAGCUCUUCUUUACAAACUUACAUCUUUCUAUUCUGUUAGGAUGCUAAAUAACAUCAUGAAAAGUUAACUUCGAGCUUUCCUGGACUCCAAGAAAACACCAGAGAUAAAAAUCAUCAACAUGACCUACACCGUUCAGAUCAAAACGAAAUGAAUUACCAAGAAGAAGUGUUUAUUUUCUGCUCGUGGACUUUAACAGCUGCUAUGUGAUGCACAGGUCCCCAGCAGACUACAGCUGGGGAGGCUGUUCUGGUGCCUGGAGCUCAAAGUCUCCAACAAGGGCACAUACACUGACCACGCCUACUGUGUGUCCAGUCAGAGCUGGAAUCCUGGGUAUAGGAGUUUGGGUCUGUGGUCAUCUGGCUUGAUCCAAAGAUAAUGUUUAUAAUGUCUAAAGUAACAAGAUCAUUAAUCUCUCACACAAUACACAUCACUCCUUCCAAAAGAAAUAUAAAAACUGCACAAUGAUGUUGAAAGCAUGUUUGGAGUCAAGAGGAGGCAGUAUUGAGCCAGGGCUUAGCAUGAAUUUAGCCUCUAGUCUCCUUUAAGGGAAGUGGUGACAGAAGUUAACCAGGCUUUGCUCAUAGCUAACAAGAAACAAACUCACCUGUUUAUAGUGUAUACAACUGAAAGGAAGAAAGGAAUGAAAUAACUCUGUAGAAAUCGGCUCUGUAAUAAACUUCAAACUCUCAUGAGGUGACAACCCAGAAGAGGGAUGCUGCCUGCCCAAGGGGCGGUGAGAUGCUUCGUUCCUCUGCCACGUUCCUACAUGUGCAUGUCACAUCGGGCUCUUCUGACUAGGAAUAUAUCCAUCCCCCUCAUCACUAAGCAUCUGAGUCUACAGGACCAGCAAGGCACAUUUACCCAGUGCUCUACACAGGACACUGAGGUGUUUAAUAGAUUUCAACCAUGGUCUUCCCCAGACGGGUUAAUGCACUUUCACGAGGCAUUCGAAAAUAUAGCAUUUUUUUUUUUUUAAAAUCGGGAAUAAACAAAGCAGAUCACAAGACAGGACAGCUCUCAAGUGACGUCAGUGUUUACCUCUAGGGAGAUGGAUGAUGUCAUUUUCACUUGGGGUGGGCCACAUGGGGACCUCCAGGUCAAUCUCGCCACGAUGAUUUUUCUUCUCAAUGGGUACAUUGGUUGGCUCUGGCACAUACAUUUCUAAAAGAAGAAAGCGUUUCAGCUGAGAGACGAUGGGAAAGAGAGCUGCUUAUUGUUGGUGUUAAUGUACUCUAUCCAAUCAGGGCCUUCAAUUCAAUGCCAUUGGACUGGGAGGUGAACGACUCGCUCUCCCCAUUUCCAUGGCUCACUCCCGUAACCAGUAGCUGGCUUUAAUGGUGAGAAAGCAUUUACCACAGUGUCGGAAGGAACAGACUUCCCUAGGAACAGACUUCCCUACUCGACCAGCUGUUUCUUGUGUCAGAUGUGGCCUUCAUAGUUCUGUGUGCAUCACAGUGACACUGGCAUCUGUCUCCAUAUUUGGUUCUUCAAGUACACCCCCGCCCCCAUCAAUCUCCCUAAGACAUGACCUGGUUAUUCAUGUGAUACAUCUGCUCAAAAUUAGCCCUCCUUACCCCUUCAAAGGUCAAAUAUAAACUCAUUAGACAUCCAAGGCCCUAGACAUCUUGGCCACCAUUUAUGUUUUGCACCUGCUUCUAGAACUCAUUUGCCCUAGGGUCACUGGCUUGACCUCUCCUAUUUUGGGGUCUUUGGAUAGAAGACUUCUUCAUUCCAACUAAGAGAGACCAUUCAACCUUUAAAUCCUUCCUCAAACCCUUCUGUGAAGCAUUCCAGGGCCAUGGCUGCUUCACUGGGAAACUGGCCUUAGGCGCUUUGCCCGCAUGGCCUGGACGAAGAGUUGUAAGGCUGCUGUCACCCACCCCUUGUCUGGAAUACUGCGACCGUUCUGGCUGUGAUGGUUAAAAUAAAAUUGGUUUUGCCCCC
Mus musculus (house mouse) is the source of this 3767-nucleotide messenger RNA. RefSeq names its product fasciculation and elongation protein zeta 2 (gene Fez2). Bases 70 to 1107 code for a protein of 345 amino acids. The transcript is spliced from 8 exons. The record is from RefSeq and is marked validated. NCBI's taxonomy places the organism in Eukaryota, Metazoa, Chordata, Mammalia, Rodentia, Muridae.